AUGUGCCCCACCGAGAAAGCUGUCGCAACGGCUGACAACAAUAAUGACCAUUUGGUCCAGUCCGAGGAUCCCGAACACCCUGCCAACCUCAUCCCCCAACUCUGCAGGAAUUUCUACAACUGGGGAUGGGUUACUGGUACCGGAGGAGGCGCAUCGAUCCGCCAAGGCGACCACAUUUUCAUUGCCCCCUCCGGUGUUCAAAAGGAAUUGAUCAAAUCAGAUAACAUCUUCGUUGUUCAAUGGCCUACCCCCAAGUACCCGGCUGAGGCGCGCAACUAUAUCCGCAAGCCCCUCAAGCUCAAUCCCUCCGCCUGUACCCCACUGUUCUUGACUGCCUUUGAGCAGGGUGCUGGUUGCUGCAUUCACACUCACUCGCAAUGGGCUGUUCUCGUCACCCUACUGGUAGAGCGAGAGAAAGGCCCUGAUGCUUGCUUUGAGAUCAACAACAUUGAGCAGAUCAAAGGUAUUCCUCGUGGUAAGGGCAAGGGUAUGCUCGGAUUCUUUGAUACUUUGAAGAUUCCUAUCAUCGAGAACACUGCCUUUGAGGAGGAUCUCACCAGUGGCCUGGAGGCGGCCAUGAACAAAUACCCCGACACAUAUGCCGUACUUGUUCGCAGACACGGAAUCUAUGUCUGGGGCGACAACACCGCCAAGGCAAAGACUCAGUGCGAGAGUCUGGACUACCUGUUCCAAUUGGCUGUGGAAAUGCACAAGCUGGGACUCCCAUGGAUCAAAUAG
Messenger RNA from Penicillium soppii, 738 nucleotides. RefSeq names its product methylthioribulose 1-phosphate dehydratase MDE1 (gene mde1). Bases 1 to 738 code for a protein of 245 amino acids. The transcript has 3 exons. Gene Ontology annotation, molecular function: methylthioribulose 1-phosphate dehydratase activity; metal ion binding. Gene Ontology annotation, cellular component: cytoplasm. The record is from RefSeq and is a predicted model, not a curated record. Lineage: Eukaryota; Fungi; Ascomycota; Eurotiomycetes; Eurotiales; Aspergillaceae.